Brachypodium distachyon (stiff brome) is the source of this 3115-nucleotide messenger RNA. Its product is annotated as cation/H(+) antiporter 15. Gene Ontology annotation, biological process: proton transmembrane transport; regulation of pH. Gene Ontology annotation, molecular function: antiporter activity. Bases 449 to 2956 code for a protein of 835 amino acids. Lineage: Eukaryota; Viridiplantae; Streptophyta; Magnoliopsida; Poales; Poaceae. The record is from RefSeq and is a predicted model, not a curated record. Gene Ontology annotation, cellular component: endomembrane system; membrane. The transcript is spliced from 3 exons.
GGCGGCGGAGCCUCCUCGCCCCCGGUCUCGCCGCCGCCGAUCGGGGUUUUCGAAUAUAUUUCUUUUUUUACGGGACCAAAACCCAAAAAAUACAAACAUGCCACAUUACCAAUGAAGCCCCCGAAUGCAAGUGUUUUUCACAGAGAAGGCCUCCUCGUUUCGCAACCCGCGGCGCGCGCGAACUAGGAAGCCUCUGCUAUUCCCGGCAACGAAAACCAUGCCUCGCCGUCCCUCCUCCAAAAAAGGUCCAGGCAUUCCGCAGACAGCCGCUACCCCAACGAAUCGCCGGAGCCCGCCGAGGAGAGCUAGCCUCGCCCUCCGUACGUACAGCGAAAGAGGCCGGCCGGGCCGCCGGAGCUAGCUAGGCAGGCAGGCAGGCAGCGGCGCCGCUGUAGGACAGGGCGCCGUCGGCGGCGGCGGCCGAUUGGAUCUAAUCAAGAAGAAGAAGAUGGGGCGAGCGUUCCUGAACUACUACUCGUGCGCGCGGCCCGUGGACGACGUCGGCUGGACGCCCAUCCCCGGCAUCGCCCUGGACACCCUCUUCCUCGUCGUCAUCCAGGCCCUCGCCGUCAUCCUCGUCUCCAACCUCUUCCAUUCCUUCCUCCGCCGCUACCACCAGCCCACCCCCAUCUCACAGAUCCUCGCGGGCAUGGUGGUGGGCGGCAUGGGCCUCCGGAGCGCGAUCGUGCACGUGGACGUGGACAACGUGGAGGACAUGUACAACGGCUACAUCUCCACGGCGCGGAUCCUCUCCAUGUUCCUCGUCGGCCUCGAGACCGACGUGGCGGCGCUCCGGGGCGCCACGCGCCGCUGCGUGGCCUUCACCUACGCCACGGUGGCCGCCAGCCUCCUCGUGGCCGCCAUCGUGUCCAGCGGGAUGUACGGCAGCAUGAUGCACUCGCCCGUCCGCACCCCGGAGAUGCUGGCGGCGACGCUCAUGGUGGCGCUCACCAACACGUCCUCCAUCGCCGUGGCCCGCAUCGCCGCCGACCUCAAGCUCACCGUCACCGAGAACGGGCGGCUCGUCGUCGCCGCCGCCAUCGGCACCAACCUCAUCUGCGUCGUCGGCGACGGCGUGCUCUCCACCACCAGGCUGGCGAAAGACAGGGAGAAGAGCCUGGAUCUCUCCCUCGGCUUCCUGGCCCUCCUCGCCGCCGGUGUCGCCGUCUACAUGGCCCGCCCCGCCGUGACAUGGGUCAACCAGAGGAACGUCGGGCAGCACCAUGUCAGGACGCGUGACUUGCUCGUCAUGCUCGCCGCCAUCUGGGUCGUGGCCACGUUCCCCAUGCGGCUCGGCUACGACGGGCUCCCCACCAGCUUGGCCCUCGGGCUCGCGUUCCCCAGGGAAGGCCCCGCCGCCAGGUCCGUCGCCGACGCGCUCGUGCCACCGGUGAAUGGCCUGAUGCUGCCGUUUUACUUUGCCACCAUUGGGAUGCGGAUGGAUUUUAACUCCAUGUCGGGCGCCAUCAUCGUGCCCGGCGUGCUCAUGAUGCUGCUCGGCCUCGUCGGCAAGGCCAUCGGCGCCGCCGUGGCUUCGGCUUACCUUAAUAUCCCGCUCUGCGACGCGCUCCGCUUCAGCGUCCUCCUCAACGUCAAGGGCCACGUCGACACCAUGAACAUGAAGUUCGCCAAAUCAGAAGGGGUGUGGGCGGAGCAGGCGCUGUACGCGAUGAUCAUCGGGAACCUGGCGAGCACGCUGGUGGCGGGGCCGGCGGCGGCGGCGGUGCUGAGGAAGGAGAAGGAGCAGUACGCGACGCGGCACCAGGCGGUGGAGUCGGUGCUGUCCCCGGACCAGGAGCUGCGGAUCGCCGUCUGCGCCCACAGCGCGCACGCCACGCCGGCGCUGCUCAGCCUCGUGGAGCUCCUCGUCACCGACCCCGACACGCAGCCGGCAGUGCACCUCCUCCACCUCUUCCAGGGCGCCGCCGCCGCGGGCGCCGCCCACAGGCACGUCAAAGCCCCGGACCACCACGACUUCCUCCUCGACGACGAAGACCAUGACGUGGGCCGCGACGCCAUCACGGACAUGAACACCGUGGUGGACCUCUACUGGCGCGCCACGGGGGUGUCCUUCAAGCAGUUCGACGCCGUGAGCGGCAUUCGGGACGCGGCCGCCGUGUGCCGCUGCGCGGGGGACGCGCACGCGGGGCUCCUCCUGCUCCCCUGCUACAAGGAGCAGCGGUACGACGGCGUCAUGGCGUGCCGCCUCGAGUCCCGCCGCGAGCUCAACCGCCUGGUCCUCGCCCAGGCGCCCUGCACCGUGGGGCUCCUCGUGGACCGGCCCUACCGAAGCACCAGCGGCGCCGGCGGCCUGCACUGCGGGGCCAGCUUCCAGGUGCCCAGCAGCGUGGCCGCCGUGGACAACGCCGCGGGCGGCGGCGGCCGGACGCUCCUCCACCCCUGCAGCGACCGCGCCGUCGCCCACGUCGUGGCCGCCGUCUUCCUCGGCGGCGCCGACGACCGCGAGGCCGUGUCCCUGGCCGCGCGUCUCGCCGAGAACCCAAACAUCGGGCUCACCGUCUUCCGAUUCGUCAAGCGCAGCACCUACGACACCGUGACCUCAUCCUCGUCCAGGGCGGCGGCCAUCGCGGCGGCGGACGGGGCGGACUACCGCCAGAUGUCCGCCGCGGACGCGGACGAGCGCUUCAUGUGGAGGUUCUACGAGCAGUACGCGGCGAGGGAGCUGGCCAUGUAUGUGGAGAAGGUGGUGGAGAGCCCCGCCGACGUGGUGGAGACGCUGGACGGGAUGGCCGGGAUGUUCUCGCUCGUCGUCGUGGGCUGCGGCGGGAGGCAGCCCGUGGAGCUGCUUGCUGGGCUCGAGAAGUGGGCCGAGGCCGACGGAGGGGAGAUGAUGGGCCCUGUCGCGGAGAUUCUGGCCUCAAACGCGUCCAUGGAGAUGGGCUCCGUGCUCGUCAUGCAGCAGCACACCGUGCCGCCGUACGUGACGAAGACGUAGCAGCAAGUUCGAUUGAUCGGUUCAUUUUCGUACACGGAACGGAGUAAUUUAUUGUGUAUAUUUAGACAUGUUGGGUCGGGUAGGAUUUCAAAUUAACUGGAACAUCUUUAGCAGGGCACCUAAACAGUGUCCCUAUCCCGUUUUAGGAGUUACAGGCAA